This is a messenger RNA of Coffea eugenioides, 705 nucleotides long. Its product is annotated as MLP-like protein 34. The record is from RefSeq and is a predicted model, not a curated record. Bases 83 to 544 code for a protein of 153 amino acids. The transcript has 2 exons. Gene Ontology annotation, biological process: defense response. NCBI's taxonomy places the organism in Eukaryota, Viridiplantae, Streptophyta, Magnoliopsida, Gentianales, Rubiaceae.
CCAUAUACAUUAGCAUUUGCAUUCUACCAGAUCAAGGUGAGGUACUCAGUGGUUUUGAGACUACCUAGGGCUGGAAACAACUAUGGCUGACACAGCAGAAAAGUUGGAGGCUGAGAUAAAUAUCAAGUCUGAUCCUGAUGAAUUCUUCCAUAGCUUUGGUGGUAAAGCACACCAGCUUCCAAAUCUUUGCUCUGAGAAAUUGCAUGCUAUUGAUCUUCAUGAAGGUGAUUGGAAGACUGAGGGCUCUGUCAAGCAUUGGACUUAUGUAACUGAUGGGAAAGUUGAAACUGUGAAAGAGAGAUUUAAAGUUGACGAGGAGAACAGGAUAGUAACUCUGGAAGCAAUUGAAGGAGACAUUAAGGAACAAUACAAGAGCUAUAAGGCUGAGUUGCAGGUUAUUUCAAAAGGUGUCUCAAACUUUGCCCACUGGAGCAUUGAGUAUGAGACCAUCAAGGAGAAUGAUCCUGCUCCAACUAAGUACCUUCACUGGCUAAUUCAUGCUGCAAAAGAUGUGGAUGCUUCACUUCUCAAAGCACGAAAAUAAAUAUAUCUAUAUAUACCAUAUGAUACUUCUAUGGGUAAUAUAUACCAUAUGAUUGCCAUCCUGUCAAGGCUUGGUUGUACUUCAUAUGAGUGUUAACCGUUGUACGUUUGCUGAUAAAAAAAAAUAAAACGAAGGUUUCGUGUGGCUUUUUAUCUGUCUUA